UGCCCAUGGUCACUUCGGGCGCCCAGUUGAGGCUAGAUGAUGGAUCCGUUGACGGUCGAGCAUAUCUAGUUAUCUCCAACACUACCCAUGCAGCCUUUUAGCAGAUCACCGUUUGAGCGUCAACUUGCUCAAAUGCGGGGUCAACUGUCUGUGCCAGAUUUCGAUCCAAUUCAAUCGAAAACGGACAAGCAUCACACAUGCCAUCGCCACCUGUCAAGGACUCAAGGCCCAUGACGCUUUGGGGCUGCCGUACCCUGGAUGGGUUGCUCGAAACUUGACGUCAAACUGACCCAACAAUUUAUAACACUAACACAACAGAGCUCUCGAUUUUAGUUUUAUUUGCGAAAAUGGACGCGAAAAUGUCUUCGGCCAGGUCACCAGUACUCGAAAAAUGAAGUACGACUACUGCCAUCUCCCGAAUGGCAUUGAAGUGGGCGUGACUCCGGUCUUUGGGGGCUUCAAGUUCCAGGCAAAAUCCCACGAGGAGUAUUGCUCCUUCCCACCAGAAUGGACCGUCUGUCUAUCGACAAAGAAAGGACCCGACUGUAAUUUUGAAGACGCCAACGAGUCCGACUCGCGCCCAUUCACCGUCCCCUCCCUGGACUGCGACGCGCUAUACCUAUCCUCGUUAUCGUUACCUUCCUGUAAGGACCUGAAGCCGAGCAGCGCACCCACAAGGUUGGUUGCAAUGGUCUUAUGGGUCACCUUCUUUUGGUAUUUUCAGGAACCAGAUCCUACGUCGCCCAAACAGGACCCGAAUAGUACCUUUAAUGCAGGUCCGAGCUCAAAGGAAUGGCUCCUGCACAUCCAACGCCUCGGAAUCCUAUCCCGAAAAGACCAAAUGAUGAAGGUCGAGCGCUUAGGGAUGGUCGCCUGCAGGGACACCUCGGUGAACUCCAAAUCAGAUAUGUUCAUCACCCAGAAGGCCUUCUGGCAGCUGGAUCCCCGGAUUCAUCUCUUCAGCAUCAGCUCCGUCAUGCCAGAACCGGGCCAGGUCUACCCUGGGCCCUCCGGCUCUCUCGACUCUCUGGGAGUAGGCUUUCCUUUCGGCGCUGGUCCCCUUACGGCCGGUACCUUCCUUCCCCCCUACUACCCUCCACAACCUCUGGAGUAUAUCUACACAGGACACAUCCGCCACCCACGCCGCCCGAAGGCAUAUAUCCAAGGCGAAGUCUUCUAUGUCCGCUGGAUCCCCAGUGGGGGAGAGUUUCUAACCUUCCGGGUCCCUGUCCUCCCGACGACAAAUGCCCUCAACAAAAAUCCGCCAAUAUCAAGCGAGCGGAGCAACCCGGGUCCAAACCUCUGCCUGGACUCUGAACUCUCCAAUGACCUCAAGCUCGUCUAUGACUGGGUCCAAAAGCGACCGCCGGAUACAGCGCUCGUGCGUCGCAAAUCAAUCGUCGAGCAGUCUAGCUUUCUCGAGGAGCGCAUGUGCUCCCAGAACUCCUUCCCAGUGCUAGUAUGUUGGGACUCAAUUCCAAUGGGGUACUUUGAGUUAUUCUGGGUUUUGGAAGAUCCUAUUAGUCGUUUUAUCGACCACACGGACGAUUUUGAUCGUGGAGUGAGGUGUUUUAUUGGAGAGGAGGCUUUUUUGGAGCCGAUGCACUUGAAACGGUGCAUGAGUUCGCUGGUCCAUCAUUGCUGGCUUUACGAUCUGAGGACAAAUACGGUUGUGGUUGAGUGUAGGGCUGAUAAUGUUGAUGUUAUUUUUGCUCUGGAGUCUAUUGGAUUCAAUAGACUCAAGGACGUCAAGACUCCUGAUCAACAUCAUACGAUAAUGACGAUUGACCGCGGUAGGUGGGUAGCGCCAGUGCUAUAAUAUAUUGAAGGCAGGGCGCAAUGUCCUAGGUAUCUGGUGAUAUCAACAUCCGAAGCAGACACCAGUCAAACGAGGUCUGAACCUAAAAUAUUAUUUCAAGAGAGUAGCAAGAACUGCUACGUAGUAAUACCUGCAAAUAUUCUAAUCGUACCAUAAAGCCGGCCUUUUUCUUAUAUAUAUAUAUCAUAUGUCUACCUUUCUGGUAUUUAUAACUUUGUAGGCGUCCUGAGUGAGCCUGACGCAUUGAGCACAGUUUAGCCCUAAUCACAUGAUUGUUCGGC
Messenger RNA from Aspergillus versicolor CBS 583.65, 2100 nucleotides. RefSeq names its product GNAT family N-acetyltransferase. Bases 392 to 1819 code for a protein of 475 amino acids. The transcript has 2 exons. NCBI's taxonomy places the organism in Eukaryota, Fungi, Ascomycota, Eurotiomycetes, Eurotiales, Aspergillaceae. The record is from RefSeq and is a predicted model, not a curated record.